CGUGUCAUUGCCAAAACAAACACAAUGCUUGUGAUAUCUCGAGCAAUUCGAUGUAGAAACCGUCUUGUACUAUCAAUUAAUCGGGCAGUGACGCCCUUGAAUCCCACUUUGCUCUCCCGGACUUUCUCCACUUCUCGCGCCUUUACCCGCCAUUCCGCGGGAAGCUCUGAACUGUUUGAGUAUACGUCUGGGAGAUGGAUCUACAAUGAAGCUGUGAAACUCGCGGAACGACGACGCGUCUUCAACGUCCCCGAAUUGAAGCGCCUUGCUGCCGAGUCGAUUAACCAAGGCGCGAAUGAUGUCGCUCGCUUCGAGAAGCUUGCCGAGGGAGGUUUUAACCGUAUUUUCCUAGUGACAAUGAACGAUGGCUCCCAAGUCAUCGCUCGUAUCCCGUAUCCCAGUACCGAACCGAAGUACUUCGUGGUAGCCAGUGAAGUGGCGACUUUGGAUUACCUUCGUCUGCAUGAUAUACCCGUGCCCAAGGUUUUUGGCUACUCGGCCACAGCAGAUAACGCGGCAGGCACGGAAUACAUCUUUAUGGAAUAUGUCCGUGGACGAGACUUGGGUGACUUAUGGUUCGACCUGUCCGAAGAUGCCUGUUCCACAAUCAUUAAAAACAUUGUCGAGUUGGAAGCUCGCCUUUUUAGACUACAAUUUCCAGCUAGUGGAAGCCUUUACUAUACGACGGAUCUGCGCUCCAAAACUGAUACACCAUCCGUGCCGGUGGAAGAUUCGCCGAGCAAUGGCCGGUUCAGUAUAGGUCCUGACACUUCGUUGCGAUUGUGGUUCGGGAAAAGACGGGAACUGCAAGUCGAUCGUGGCCCGUAUGAGACUGCCGAAGCGGCUAUGGCUGCGGGCGCCAAAAAGGAGCUUGCUUACUUAGCUAGGUUUGGUAAACCACUGCAACCUCUUCAACCUAUGUAUAGAGAGUUGUACAAAUACCAGAAAGUGUCACAUUUGGAUCAAAUGAGGAAUUUAGAAAACUACCUACGGGCUGCGCCUCAUCUUGUCCCUGGAAAAUUUAAAUUCCUCUGUGAGCCUACAAUCAGACACCCAGACUUGCAACCGAAUAAUAUCUUGGUCUCCGACGAUCUUAGAAUCACUGCGUUGAUAGACUGGCAGCAUUGCUCUAUUUUACCUCUGUUCCUGCAAUGUGGCUUCCCAGACAGUAUACAGAAUUACGGAGACGAGGUAUCUGAAUCUCUCGACACGCCAAAGCUGCCAGACGACUUCGAGAGCCUGGAUGACAGCAACAAGUCGGAACAGCUCGAAAUUCUCCGAAGACGGCAUAUCCAUUAUUUCUACGCGUGGUAUUCCGUGAAGUUGAACUCUAUUCAUGGUAUUGCUUUGGACCACGAUCUAAGCAUUCUCAAGCGCAAAAUCUUCGAGCACGCGAGCAGACCAUGGGAAGGGGACAACGUGUCGCUAAAAGCGGACCUCGUUUACUUAGCGCAGAACUGGGGCAAACUGUCGAACCCAUCGUCCGGUACUAAUCCAGGUGUCUGCCCGUUAGAAUAUUCGCCCGACGAGGCAAGCGAAUGCUUGAAUCUUAAUGACGAGCAGAUCGAAUCGGACGAAGAGCUACAGAUCUUCAGGAACUAUGUUGGAGUGGGGCCAGAUGGGUGGGUGCCGUCGAACCGAUAUGACGAAUCCAAGCGACGUGAAAUGAAAUUGAAGGAACUUGCGCUCGAGGCAGCUAAGACGGAAGAGGACCGGGCUAGGAUCUCCGAGAACUGGAUCUUCAAGGAUUACGACGAGGAGAUAUACAGGUAGCUGUACUGUACAUAUCUUUGCGCGGGGGUCUACGGUGGGUCAUACGUUCGAUCACACUACGAGCGCCCGGAUGUUCGGAAUGGCUCAAUUCUGCACUCUGCUGUAAAUUAUUUCGGAUUUCUCCCCUCUCUGAGCACAUGUACGCGAACAUUGCAAUUGGUGUUUCUUCGGCGGGCCAUUCUUCCCGCUGUAAACCGAUCUAUUUAUCGUGCUUGCGUCGAGCAUCCUUGGAAAUUGAGUUCU
Messenger RNA from Aspergillus pseudonomiae, 2016 nucleotides. RefSeq names its product phosphotransferase family protein. The transcript is spliced from 3 exons. The record is from RefSeq and is a predicted model, not a curated record. The coding region runs from base 25 to 1773 and encodes 582 amino acids. Gene Ontology annotation, cellular component: mitochondrion. Lineage: Eukaryota; Fungi; Ascomycota; Eurotiomycetes; Eurotiales; Aspergillaceae.